AGAGAAAAAUAUAGUCUGCAAAUUAUGAACAAGAAGGAGAAGAUGAGCGACGGUGGAGAUAGCCUUCUUUCGAAUGGGAAAGCAGAAAGAGGCAACGACGACGGCGUUUACUCCGGCUGCUCACUCUCGCCGGCGCUCAUGGCGACGGUGAUCUCCAUUUCAGAUACCUUCUUGCCGGCCGUUGAUGUCCCUCAGCACGCCGCCGUCAACGACGACGACUCCGUCAAGCUUUUCUUCCAAACUUCUGCCUCCAUGGCCGGAACUCCACAACGUGUUGCGUGGAUGAUAAGUGAAAGGUUGAAACAUCCUAAGAUGAUUUUAUGCCGGUUGACACUGUGGUUGUUGUCAACGAGGAUAGGAACGUUAAUGUUGUGUGGUAAGGCAAGCUUGUCGUGGCAAUUUCCAUAUUUGCAGAGCUUUCCUCACAUUUCAGUGGAGAAGAGAGCUGAGAUUGUGAGAUCAUGGUCUUGCUGCUACAUCAAGCUCCUCAAAACCUUUUACCUUGCCAUGAAGAUUUUGGUUCUCCUUGCAUUCUUCUCUCAGGUAAAUGAAAACAAUGAAAACAUAUCAUGGAAAGCAAUAGACUACUGCGGCCCGGACCCUGACAGCAGCAAAAAACCAGCAAGAAAGAGCAAGAAAUGGAGAACUGGGGAGCAACAUAUGGCAUUAUCAGAAGAACAGAAGAAGGAAGAAGAAGAUGUUGUGGUACCUAUGAAUGCAGAGCUCCUCCUAGGGCCACUUUACAAAGGGGUCAUUAAUCUGAAUCAAGAGCCUCGUCGACAAGUUUUUGACAGGCUGCAGAAGCUGGGCUUUCCUGUUUCGCCUUGCAUGCAGAAGGGCUCGGGAAAGCCAUCAUUCGUUAUAGAUUGUGAUGCGGUGGUGGUGGGAUCGGGCUCGGGGGGAGGGGUUAUAGCGGGGGUUCUGGCAAAUGCAGGUCACAAAGUGGUGGUUUUAGAGAAAGGGAAAUACUUUGCGAGAAGUAGCCUUUCACUCCUGGAAGGGACUUCGCUGGAUGAAAUGUAUUUAGGGGGUGGAUUGGUGGCAAGCAAGAAUAUGGACAUUUUAAUGCUGGCGGGGUCUACUGUAGGUGGAGGCUCGGCGAUAAACUGGUCUGCUUCGAUUCAGACACCUCCACAUGUGUGCAAGGAAUGGGAUGAAGCUCAUAAGCUGGAAUUGUUUGGCAGCAAGGAGUAUGAACACGCGAUGGAGACUGUGUGUCGGAAAAUGGGAGUUCAGAGUGAAGUUGAGGAUGAAGGGUUCCAAAACAUGGUUUUGAGGAAAGGGUGUCUGGAAUUGGGCUAUCCCAUGGAGACAAUCCCCCGGAAUGCUUCUCGUGAUCACUACUGUGGAUGGUGCUGUUUUGGCUGCAAAGACGGGAAGAAGAAAGGUACAUCAGAGACAUGGCUAGCGGACUUGGUGGAUUCGGGGAAUGGGGUAAUACUUCCGGAAUGUGAAGCAGUGAAAGUGAUACAUAGUAAUAAGAAAACAGGAAGAGAAAGAGCUGAAGGAGUUGUGUUCGCGUACCAGAGCAAUGGGGUGAAAGAAUUCUGCUUUGUGAAGUCACGGGUGACUGUCGUUGCCUGUGGGGCUCUGUGUACUCCAUCGCUGCUCAAGAACAGCGGGCUGGGGAACCCGAAUAUUGGAAGAAAUUUGCAUCUGCAUCCAGUGGUAUUCGCGUGGGGGUAUUUCCCAGAUGCCCCGAGUUCUGAGGCAUGGCCAGAAGCAGAGAAGAAAGGCUACCAAGGAGGAAUCAUGACUGCAAUGUCCAAAGUUGUGGCAAAUUUCGAAGAAUCUGGCUAUGGUGCCCUCAUACAAACACCUUCCCUGCACCCUGGACUUUUCUCAGCUAUCAUGCCAUGGCUGUCAGGCACCGAUAUCAAAACAAGAAUGCAAAGAUUUUCAAGAACAGCGAUUCUAUUCGCCCUGGCUAGAGACAAGACCUCCGGGGAAGCCCCGUCCCCAUCCUCGAUAAGCUACAAUCUGCAAAAGACUGACAAAGAUAACCUGAAAAAUGGGCUGGAAAAGGUUCUGAGAAUAUUGGCAGCUGCCGGAGCUGAGGAGAUCGGGACCUGCCAUCGCACCGGGAAGAUACUGAAACCGAAGGGGGCUAGCAGAGACGAAAUCGAGGAGUUCGUGGAGAAAGAGAGCUCAAGGGAUCUGGGAAACCUGUCAACACUCAUAGGCUCUGCACAUCAAAUGGGGAGUUGCAGGAUGGGGGUGGAUCCAAGGAGCUCAGUGGUUAACCCCAUGGGGGAAACUUGGGAGGUGGAAGGGCUGUUCUUGGCCGAUUCCAGCGUGUUCCCAACGGCUCUCGGUGUCAAUCCUAUGGUCACUGUUCAGGCCAUUGCAUAUUGCACAGCACAGUCUGUGCUUAAGUUCUUGAAAACACAGAAGCAUAUGCAGCAGGGAUACAUAAAAAAGUUACAAGACUUGGCUGUCUGAGCCUCUGAGAGAUAUUGAGAUUUGAGAGUUGAACAAAAAUACAUUUGAUGCUAAUAUAAUACAAGAAUGCAAACCAAGCAUGAUUCAAUAAGAAGUAAUUUCUGGAAAUUAUCACUA
Molecule: messenger RNA, 2559 nt
Organism: Ipomoea triloba (trilobed morning glory)
Lineage: Eukaryota; Viridiplantae; Streptophyta; Magnoliopsida; Solanales; Convolvulaceae
Product: long-chain-alcohol oxidase FAO4A-like
Exons: 3
Coding region: 25-2442 (805 amino acids)
Molecular function (GO): long-chain-alcohol oxidase activity; flavin adenine dinucleotide binding
Source: RefSeq, a predicted model, not a curated record